This is a messenger RNA of Entrophospora candida, 1926 nucleotides long. NCBI's taxonomy places the organism in Eukaryota, Fungi, Glomeromycota, Glomeromycetes, Entrophosporales, Entrophosporaceae. The record is from the annotation of a GenBank genome assembly.
AUGCCUGAGCAAGUUUUAUACACUCUUCAUACCAUUUGGGAAUGGGCCGUGUAUCAAAUUGAAGAAAUACUAACAUUAUCAAAAGCUGUUGAGGACAGGCAUCAAGUCAAAAUUCAACAUGUUUCUGCAAAAAAUACUUUUGAAAUAAUUGGAAUCGAUUAUGAUACGGUGGAGAGGGCGCGUGAAGAUUUUUCCGAAAUAUUAAUGGCUAAAUCAUCAGAAGCCAAAAUAGUUCUCACAGUUCCUCCACGAGAAAAAAAACCUUCCAAAUUUGAUAGAGAUCCAUUGGUUGUCGUUGAUGAUCCUUCAAACGUUUUAAAUUGCCAUCAUCGUGGAGCUAAUAAUACUCCUUUUGAUUAUUGGAAAGAUAUUUGUAAAGAUUGUAAUGUGACUGGAGAUUUGUUUCUUGAUAGUAGGAAAAUUCGUGUUACAGGUGGGACAAGACGAGAUAUCGAAAAGGCUAUUCAUAGACUCAGGACAUUGGAACAAAUCUAUCUUCGGUCUGAUUUCAGACCAAAAAGAGUUCCACUUGUACAUUAUCCAAAUCAAGAUGUUCAUUUCAAACUAUAUUUCCUUCCGUUGAAAAAUCAUGGAUAUUUUAAAAUGACUAUUAAAUCACACGCAGAUCAAAAUGUAUAUUUGCUUAUACAUGCUAUCCUAGACCCUAAAACUGGCAAAUAUAAAAUACCAAGUUCACAAAAAUCUGAUUCUACAAUUUCUAUAUCUGAAUUGAGAAAAAAACGCUCUCAAUAUACCGAGGCAAAUACUACAAGUCAACUUUCCACUUCUUCCUCCUCUGGACCAAUUUUAUGGAAUACUAAAACUCAGGACACAAAUUUUCAAAUUUCAAAAGAAUCUAAAAGACAUACUGAUAUUUUUGAUGAAAAACCAUAUAAAGAAGAUAUGGAUUACAAAACUAAAAAGAUUGAUUUGCAGAAAAGUCCUGAACAAACUCACCAUUUAAAUCUAUCGAAUGUUACGCCUGGAAAAAUGCUUAGAGAUUAUAAUUUUGUUCGAACAAAAGAUGCAUUGAUUGAAGGAAUGGAGCAUGUUCGAGCAUUUAGAGGCGAAAUCCGUUUUUCAGGAAGAUUGGGCAAAGUUUUGUUUUCCGAUGUUCCGCCACAAGUUUCAUCAAAACUUUGGGAAUUUUAUGAAUUAAAAGAUAUUAUUAAAGAAAAGUGUGUUCGAUCAAGUUUCACCGAGAUUGCCACGCACGAAGAAGUCUUUUAUAAUGGAUUCACUAAAGUGCUUGACAAUAAAGCAUACUACACCAAUCAAUAUUUUGAAAUUGAUGCAGAUGCGAGAAAUGCACUAUACGGUGAAUAUACUCCCGUAACCAUGUAUAUUAAUAUGAAUUAUGUUUCAUUAGAAAAAGUUAUGAUGAAAUGGAAUCGUGUAGCAGAUGUUGAAUGGUCCGUUUUGGAUCGUAUUUCUACAAGAAAAGCACUUCGACAUGAUGUCAGACCAUUUAAUACAUUUAUGAAAAAAGUAUCAAUUAGUCCAUCAACUCGUAUAAUCACAUUCGAGAAUGUGCCUGAAUUCUUGGAAGUCAAUCAAGUUAAAAAUAUCACUGUCAACAAAUACCAUUUACAUUUUCCUUUUAUAGCUGAAGUUAAUCGUGUUGAAAUAUUACCUCUUAAUCCACAAAAGAAUUCUAAAAAAAUUCAGGGUAAAACUGAUUAUGGAACAUUUUAUUAUACCAUCGAGAUUUACGAUAGCAAUCAUAGAGAAAUGCUUUCAAAAAAUCAAAAUCUUGUUACAGGAACAAUUGCAAGUUGGACAGUUUGUGACCUUCUUGGUGAAGAUCCAACAUAUAUAAAUAUGGUUGAAUUCAUUAAAACCAUGUUAUUAUUGGUAGAGAGAUGCAACAAAGUUGCAGAAGAUAAAUUAAAAGAAUUGUUGGAUGAGUUUAAGAAAAAUCUAUAA